Messenger RNA from Penicillium cataractarum, 2679 nucleotides. RefSeq names its product chitin synthase class III (gene chsG). Gene Ontology annotation, molecular function: chitin synthase activity. Bases 1 to 2679 code for a protein of 892 amino acids. The record is from RefSeq and is a predicted model, not a curated record. Lineage: Eukaryota; Fungi; Ascomycota; Eurotiomycetes; Eurotiales; Aspergillaceae. Gene Ontology annotation, cellular component: cell periphery; cell septum. The transcript is spliced from 5 exons.
AUGGCCUACCAAGGGUCUGGCGCGCACUCGCCCAAGUACGAGAGCCACCAAGAUGCUCCCAGUUCCCAAUAUCGGGAAGAUGAAGAUGCCUCGCACGGACUGUUGUCCCACCAGCAAGGUCCCUUUGCGACUCCCUUUGACGACCCGCACUCUCGCGGCGUCUCUCCCGUGCGCCCUGCCUCGGGAUACAGUCUGACCGAGACCUAUGCCACGGACUCAGCUCCAGGCUACCAUGACCCCUACGCGACCGGCUCUGUCUACUCGGGCCAGUCUGAGAACCCCGCAGCUGCCUUUGGUGUCCCCGGCCGGGUUGCCUCACCCUACGCUCGUAGCGAGACCUCCUCCACCGAGGCCUGGCGCCAGCGACAAGCUCCUGGAGGUGCAACCGGCGGCGGCCUGCGCCGUUAUGCCACCCGUAAGGUGAAGCUGGUCCAGGGUUCCGUCCUGAGUGUCGACUAUCCCGUGCCCAGUGCCAUUCAAAAUGCCAUUCAGGCCAAGUACCGCAACGAUCUCGAGGGUGGUAGCGAAGAGUUUACCCAUAUGCGAUACACUGCUGCAACCUGCGAUCCCAACGAGUUUACCCUCCACAAUGGUUACAACCUGCGUCCCGCCAUGUACAACCGUCACACUGAGCUGCUCAUUGCGAUUACCUACUAUAACGAGGACAAGACUCUGACCUCGCGCACACUGCACGGUGUCAUGCAAAAUAUUCGCGAUAUCGUCAACCUUAAAAAGUCCGAGUUCUGGAACAAGGGUGGUCCUGCUUGGCAGAAGAUCGUCGUGGCCCUCGUGUUCGACGGUAUCGACCCCUGUGACAAGGAUACGCUGGAUGUCCUGGCCACCGUUGGUAUCUACCAGGACGGUGUCAUGAAGCGCGAUGUCGACGGCAAGGAGACCUCAACAGCUUAUCCGACCGACCGACGAUGGACCCAGCACCCUCCCCCCGUCCAGAUGAUGUUCUGUCUGAAGCAGAAGAACAGCAAGAAGAUCAACUCUCACCGUUGGCUCUUCAACGCCUUUGGCCGUAUUCUCAACCCCGAGAUCUGUAUCUUGCUCGACGCAGGAACCAAGCCCGGCCCCAAGUCUCUUCUCGCUCUCUGGGAGGGCUUCUACAAUGACAAGGAUCUUGGUGGUGCCUGUGGUGAAAUUCACGCCAUGUUGGGUAAGGGCUGGCGGAACUUGGUCAACCCGCUCGUGGCAGCACAGAACUUUGAGUACAAGAUCAGUAAUAUCUUGGAUAAGCCUCUCGAGAGUUCGUUCGGUUACGUGUCCGUGUUGCCCGGUGCUUUCUCUGCCUAUCGAUUCCGCGCAAUCAUGGGUCGCCCGCUUGAGCAGUACUUCCACGGUGAUCACACCCUGUCGAAGCAGCUGGGUAAGAAGGGUAUCGAAGGCAUGAACAUUUUCAAGAAGAACAUGUUCUUGGCCGAGGAUCGUAUCCUCUGUUUCGAGUUGGUCGCCAAGGCCGGUUCCAAGUGGCAUCUGUCGUAUGUCAAGGCCUCUAAGGCCGAGACUGACGUGCCCGAAGGUGCCGCCGAGUUUAUCUCGCAGCGUCGUCGUUGGUUGAACGGUUCGUUCGCUGCCGGUAUUUACUCGCUGAUGCAUUUCGGCCGUAUGUACAAAUCUGGUCACAACAUCAUCCGUAUGUUCUUCCUGCACAUUCAGAUGUUGUACAAUAUCUUCAGCACCAUCCUCACCUGGUUCGCGCUCGCCUCGUACUGGCUGACCACCACUGUCAUUAUUGACUUGGUCGGUACCCCCAGCGAGACUAACGGGAACAAGGCUUUCCCCUUCGGUAAAACUGCGACCCCCAUUAUCAACACCAUCGUCAAGUAUGCCUAUUUGGGCUUCCUGCUCCUUCAGUUCAUCCUUGCCCUCGGUAAUCGUCCCAAGGGUUCCAAGUUCUCGUACCUGGCCUCCUUUGUCUUCUUCGGUGUCGUCCAGGUGUACAUCGUGGUGGAUUCGCUGUACCUGGUGGUUCGCGCCUUCAGCGGUGGCGCACCGAUGGAUUUCGUUACCGACCAAGGUGUGGGAGCUUUCCUCAAGUCGUUCUUCUCUUCGUCCGGUGCUGGUAUCAUUAUUAUUGCCCUGGCUGCCACCUUCGGUCUCUACUUCGUCGCCUCGUUCAUGUAUGCCGACCCUUGGCACAUGUUCACCUCGUUCCCCGCCUACAUGGUUCUGCAGUCUUCGUACAUCAACAUUCUCAACGUCUAUGCCUUCAGCAACUGGCACGAUGUGUCUUGGGGUACCAAGGGUUCCGACAAGGCUGAUGCGCUGCCCUCUGCCAAGACUACCAAGGACGAAGGCAGUAAAGACGCGGUCAUAGAGGAAAUUGAUAAACCACAGGCCGAUAUUGACAGUCAAUUCGAGGCUACCGUCAAGCGUGCCUUGACGCCUUACGUUGCCCCCGUUGAACAUGACGAGAAGUCCCUGGAGGAUUCGUACAAGAGCUUCCGUACUCGUCUCGUCACCUUUUGGAUUUUCAGCAAUGCCUUCCUGGCCGUGUGUAUUACCAGCGAGGCGGUUGACAAGUUCGGCUUCACGAACACUGCCACCACUCGUACCACUCGUUUCUUCCAGGCCCUCCUGUGGUCCACCGCCGCCAUGUCCCUGUUCCGCUUCAUCGGUGCCUGUUGGUUCUUGGGUCGCACUGGUAUCAAGUGCUGUUUCGCCCGCCGGUAA